Messenger RNA from Sorghum bicolor (sorghum), 2015 nucleotides. Its product is annotated as protein RETICULATA, chloroplastic. Bases 291 to 1601 code for a protein of 436 amino acids. The transcript has 8 exons. The record is from RefSeq and is a predicted model, not a curated record. Gene Ontology annotation, biological process: plant organ development. Lineage: Eukaryota; Viridiplantae; Streptophyta; Magnoliopsida; Poales; Poaceae. Gene Ontology annotation, cellular component: chloroplast inner membrane.
CCCCCGGCCGCAGCGAAACGCCGGCUCCGCCUCCCCAAAGGACCCCAACCACUGUUCUUCUUCCCGCCGCGCCGCCACCCCACCAAUCCCCUCUCCCCUCCUCCCUCCAAGGCUCCCAAUCCCCGCUAUUUCCCGCACCGGAAUCCCACCCGAUCCCCCGCAGAGUCUCCGUGAUUCACCGCGCUCCUCUCCGUGGCGCGCUCCCCUCUCUCGCCGCGGCAGAAUCGUUCACCCAUCCCAAUCCGAACCGUUUUUUCUCUCUCUCUCUCUCUCUCUCUCUCGGACCGAGCAUGAGCAUGGCGUUCUCCUGCGCGGGCGCGCGCCUCCACGGCCGCACCGGCGUCGGCGGCGCCAAAUGCCGUCCCGGCGCCGCGGCCCUGCUCGGCCGGCGGGGCAGCUCCUGCUUCCCCGCGACCGCCCGGAGGUGGAGCACCGCCUUCCCCAGGGGAAUCCGCGCCGACCUCCCGCCGCCGCGGGCGAGCGCGGAUGGCGGCGGCGCCACCUCCGGCCCGGCGGCAGUCGCUGUCCCCGAAGCGGGGGACGCUACUGAGCAGGUGGCCGCCGCGGUUGCCCAACCUGCUGUUGUGCUCCCGGAGAGGCUUGACGUCGAUGAUGGGGCUGGUGGGAACGGCAAGCUCCCGCCCGCCGCCGGCGGCGGUGGUGGCGGUGGAGGUGGGGACGGGGAGAAUGGCGGCGGGGGUGAUGGUGACGAGGGGGAGGAUGAGUUCGGGCCCAUCCUCAGCUUCGACCAGGUGGUCCAGGAGGCCGAGAAGCGCGGGGUUAGCCUGCCCAGUUUGCCCGCGGACAUGGUUGAGGCGGCCAAGAGCGUUGGGAUUCAGAAACUGCUGCUGCUGAGAUACCUGGACAUGCAGGCGUCGGCGUGGCCCUUGGGACCUGCGAUUAGGUCCUGCUCGCUUCUCCGGAAUAGGAUGCUGGUUGAUCCUGCAUUCCUCUUCAAAAUCGGCACUGAGAUAGUUAUAGAUACGUGUUGUGCGACAUUUGCUGAGGUUCAGAAGAGAGGGGAGGAGUUUUGGUCAGAGUUUGAGCUGUAUGCAGCAGAUAUGUUGGUAGGAGUAGUUGUUAAUGUAGCUUUAGUCGGCAUGUUAGCGCCAUAUGCUAGAUUUGGUAGCAGAUCUGCACCAGAAGGUCUCCUUGGGCGCGUUAGGCAUGCUUAUGAUGCCCUCCCAAGCAGCGUUUUUGAAGCUGAAAGACCAGGAUACAAAUUUUCUGUGCAGCAACGGAUAGGAACAUACUUUUUCAAGGGAAUAUUGUAUGGUUCUGUUGGAUUCUUUUGUGGUCUUGUGGGACAAGGGAUUGCUAAUUUGAUAAUGACAGCCAAACGGAGUGUUAAGAAGUCAGAGGAUGAUGUACCUGUUCCACCUCUUCUCAAGACUUCUGCUUUGUGGGGUGCAUUCCUUGCUGUUUCUUCCAACACACGGUACCAGAUUAUUAAUGGAUUAGAGCGCCUGGUUGAGGCUUCACCUGUUGCGAAGCGUGUCCCAGCUGCUUCUUUGGCAUUCACUGUUGGUGUGCGGUUUGCCAAUAACGUGUAUGGAGGAAUGCAGUUUGUUGACUGGGCAAGAAUGAGUGGUUGCCAAUGAGGUGCGAGCUUUCAUUUUCAUGAUGCUUCUUGUUGCAGUCACCAUUCACUGUGAUGCCGUAUUGCUGUUGCUUGCUGUCUGCUAUUUGUUAUUCCACCGAAAUUCGUCGAAUUUUCAUCAUGACAAAGUCAAAGAUGUGGUAUAAAUAUCUUGGGGGCAGAAGAUCUAAAAAAUAAAUGUGGAGGUUUCUCAGAGAUUGAGGAGUUUAGCAUUAGGAGUGCUUAGGGCAGGGUAGAACCUGAAGAGAUUGAAGUACUUGUUUUGUUGUUCAAGAUAUCACCCUCUUGAUUUGGAUAGUUGAGUCUCCUAGAUAUACUUUAUUAAAUUGCUGUCUCCAUAUUCUGAUAUGUUAUCUGGACUAUUUUGAAAGUCCACUAUCUUGCCACUUAAUAUUUCUUAGUUUUUAUGGUGCAA